Molecule: messenger RNA, 3078 nt
Organism: Xyrauchen texanus (razorback sucker)
Lineage: Eukaryota; Metazoa; Chordata; Actinopteri; Cypriniformes; Catostomidae
Product: potassium voltage-gated channel subfamily KQT member 1-like
Exons: 22
Coding region: 1-3078 (1025 amino acids)
Biological process (GO): potassium ion transport; transmembrane transport
Cellular component (GO): membrane
Molecular function (GO): voltage-gated potassium channel activity
Source: RefSeq, a predicted model, not a curated record
AUGGGGGAGAGGCAGGGCCGUCCAACGCCCCUUUUAACCCGCGGACGCACCUUCGGAUGGUCCAGCAACAGCAUCAAACUGAAAAACUGCAGCCACAACGGGCAUGACCUCCUGGCGCAGAGCUCGCUACACAACCCGGAGGAGGCAGCAGCGCCCAACGCUUCCCUCACCACGGUCCACUCUCCUCUUUCACUGGAACUGGAGCCCGUAGUGAAUUAUGGAUCAAGCACGCCCAGUGUUCCAGGUGGCCACACAAAGGAUCCAUCGGUGCACAGCGAGCGCCGCCAGCCCCUCUCCAUCACCACCGGACGUCCUACCGCCGCCCGCCUCACGCACAGCCCAUACCACGCCAAGACUAGUAUGCAGGGAGAUGUGUACAACUUCCUAGAGAGACCUACCGGCCUGAGGUGCUUCCUGUAUCACUUCCUAGUGUUUCUCAUGGUCCUAGUCUGCCUCAUAUUCAGCGUCCUGUCCACGAUCGAGCAGUAUGCCGACUUCGCCACUGGAUCACUCUUCUGGAUGGAGAUCGUGUUGGUGGUGUUUUUCGGAACAGAGUACUUGGUUCGUCUGUGGUCCGCUGGCUGCAGGAGUAAAUACGUGGGCAUCAAAGGCCGCCUGCGAUUCAUCAGAAAACCCAUCUCAAUCAUAGAUUUGAUAGUAGUUGUGGCCUCUGUUGUGGUUCUGAGCGUCGGGUCCAAUGGGCAGGUCUUUGCCACAUCAGCCAUCAGGGGAAUCCGUUUCCUCCAGAUCUUGCGUAUGUUGCAUGUGGAUCGUCAGGGCGGAACGUGGAGACUUCUGGGAUCGGUGGUCUUUAUUCAUCGGCAGGAGCUGAUUACCACGCUCUACAUCGGGUUCCUGGGUCUGAUCUUCUCCUCGUAUUUCGUGUAUCUGGCGGAGAAGGAUGCAGUAGACGAAGAAGGGAAGACGGGCUUCUCCAGCUACGCUGAUGCUCUGUGGUGGGGCGUGGUCACUGUGACUACAAUAGGCUACGGAGACAAAGUUCCUCAGACAUGGAUUGGAAAAGCCAUCGCAUCCUGUUUUAGUGUGUUUGCGAUAUCUUUCUUCGCUCUCCCUGCGGGCAUUCUGGGAUCAGGCUUUGCUCUUAAAGUGCAACAGAAACAGCGACAGAAACAUUUUAACCGUCAGAUUCCCGCCGCAGCCUGUCUCAUACAGACGCUGUGGCGAUGCUAUGCUUGCGAGAGGCCCAAUGGGUGUGCGGCCACUUGGAAGAUGUACGUGCUGACGGGCGACUACAUCCCCAUCAUCAACUCUGAAACCUCCAGUCCGGGAAACUUCCGGCGACUGAGCAAGCGCUAUAAACGGAAGCCGAAGUCGACGCGGGACAACUGUUCUCUGGGUCUCGGAGAAGAGAGAGCGCUCUCCAUCCCGCAAAUCACUUAUGAUCACAUCGAUGAGAAAGACGGAGUCUAUCCAGAAGAGCCCGCAGACCGCCAGCGCUCGUGGUCGGCUUUCACCCUCAGCUGUCCUUCUUCUCCAGUUAAGAAAAAGUUGGAUGGACCCGAGAUCUCGCGAAACAACAGCCUGGUUGAUGAACUCCGCUUCACUGGAGAGGACAUCGCUUUACCUGUAGUUACAGAUGCUCUACAUCGGUUGAGAAGCCCAUUUGUUGCAAAGGAGGAAGAAUCUGUGUCCACUCAGCACCUGAAUUCAUCCAGGCUUUCCCACGCACACAAAUCUGCCAUUAAGGUCAUCAGAAGGAUGCAGUACUUUGUGGCUCGACAGAAAUUUCAGCAAGCAAGGAAACCAUAUGAUGUGCGGGACGUGAUCGAGCAGUAUUCACAGGGCCACCUCAACAUGAUGGUCCGGAUCAAAGAGCUGCAGAGAAGGUUGGAUCACACGUUGGGAAAACCGGGAAUGUUCCUGCCAGAGAAAGGUGUGGAUAAAGAAUAUUAUACGGUGGGAGCCCGACUCAUACGACUGGAAGAUAAGUAUCUUAUUCACAUACACACGGUUAGCCUCAACUCAAUGCUAUCAGAGUCUGAAAAGGAAGCCAGAAUUCGAUUGUCAGAUUUGAGGCUUUUGACUGAUCCUGUGAUUGUAACGUCCCUCAACAGCAGUUCUGAGGUUCCUCCCAUCACUGCAUGUGCUCAUGACCACGGAGGUUGUUCCCCUGUCACUGCCAGAGCUCACGACCACAAAGGUCGUUCCCCCCUCACUGCAUGUGCUCACGACCACAGAGGUCGUUCCCAUCACUGCCAGUCCCUCGACCACGGAGGCCGUUCCCCCAUCCCUGCCUGUGCUCUCAACCACGGAGUGCUCACAACCACAGAGGUCGUUCCCAUCACUGCCAGUCCCUCGACCACGGAGGCCUUUUCCCCCAUCACUGCAUGUGCUCACGACCACGGAGGUCGUUCCCCUGUCACUGCCAGAGCUCACGACCACAAAGGUCGUUCCCCCCUAACUGCCAGUGCUCAUGACCACAGAGGUCGUUGCCAUCACUGCCAGUCCCUCGACCACGGAGGCCGUUCCCCCAUCACUGCAUGUGCUCAUGGCCACGGAGGUCGUUCCCCUGUCACUACCAGUGUUCACAGCCACGGAGGUCAUCCCCCUGUCACUGCCAGAGCUCACGACCACAAAGGUCGUUCCCCUGUCACUGUCAGUGCCCAUGGCCACGGAGGUCAUUACCCCCUCACUGCCAGUGCUCUUGACCACGGAGGUAGUUCCCUGUCACUGCCAGUGCCCACAACCUUGGAGGUCAUUCCCAUGUCACUGCCAGUGUUCACAGUCACGGAGGUCAUCCCCCUGUCACUGCCAGUGCACAUGGCCACGGAGGUCAUUCCCCCCUCAAUGCCAGUACCCAUGGCCACGGAGGUCCUUCCCCCAUUGCUUCCAGUGCUCAUGACCAUGGAGUUCCCUGAGACGUUCGAUAACUCUGUCCAGUUCCCUGUGUCCGUUGACGAUCCUAUCCAGCCACCAGCUACCAGUUUGAUGCUCAGUCCAAUAGCCAGCACCCGUCAGACACCAGUCACCAGUCUGUUGCCAAGCCCAGUCAAGUCACUAAGCCCCAUCAAUUCCAUUUCAAAAGAAGCAUAUGCAAUCUUUCAAAGCUCAUGCUAG